This is a messenger RNA of Cuscuta europaea, 1327 nucleotides long. Lineage: Eukaryota; Viridiplantae; Streptophyta; Magnoliopsida; Solanales; Convolvulaceae. The record is from the annotation of a GenBank genome assembly.
CUGGUAUACUGAGAAAAGAGCAAGAAAUGUGGGAAAGUACUGAUAAAAGCAUGCAAGAAGCUUUCCAGGAUUUGAACGCCCUCAUGAGUAAAGCUAGAGAGAUGGUGAUGCUAGCUGAGAAGAUGAGGAUGACACUUCUUUCUAGCUCUAACAGUCAUGCAGGAUCAAAUGAUGAGGAAAUGGGUACAAAGGAAGAGAUUCAAGAUUGGUUACUUAGUGUUGGUAUUCUCUCCCCAGUUACCAAAGAGUCUGCUGGUGCCUUGUAUCAUCAACAAUUAUCACGACAGUUGGCAGAUUUCAUCAGGAUUCCCCUUGACAGAGCAGGUGGAAUGAUUAAUCUCAUUGAUGCUUAUUGCCUUUUCAAUCGGGCCCGUGGAACAGAACUGAUAUCCCCUGAUGACUUGAUGCAUGCAUGUUCUUUGUGGGAGAAGUUCGAUGUCCCUGUGUUGCUGCGCAAGUUUGAGAGUGGUGUUAUGGUCAUCCAGAACAAGAGCCACAAUGACAACCAGGUAUUUGCUAGAAUUAAAUCCUUGGCGAGUGAGGAUGAUGCUUUACGAGUUGGGAUCAGUGCUAGUGAUGCUGCAAUGAUCCUGGGAGUUGCUCCAGCUAUGGCCAAGGAGCAUCUUCUUGCUGCUGAGGGACAAGGAUUGGUGUGCAGAGAUGUAAGCCCUGAUGGCUUUAGGUUCUUCAUAAAUCUAUUUCAAGACAUUGAUGCUGAUCAAAUAUACUUUCCUGUUUCUUCCGCUGCUGUCUCGCGUCGCGGGCCAGGACUCGCAGUGUGAAAAAUCAUGGAAUUUAUGCGAAAUGGAUUGCUUCUGCCUCAUGCCAAUGGUGAAACUGAUUAUUAUAUUGAUUCUUGGAAGGAUCAGUUGCUCAGCAACAAAGGCAGAGAAUAGAACUCCUUGCUCGAAGAAAUAUGUUCUUGAUACUUGAGAGUGAGGCCAAGUAGUUCAUGUUGGCAUUUAAAGGGAUAAUAAGAACAAUUAGGUUGUUGCGUGCAAAUUAGAAAGAUGAAACACAAGUACACAAGAAGAGAGGCGAGGACAACGCCACAUCUAUUUGUAUUUUUUUGUAUGUUCCAAAUAGCUUUGCUGGGUAAACUGAGGCCUAGAUGUGGUCAAGGGUGGUCAGCCUUGUCAGGGAUUUUAAAAGCGUGUCAUGUCAAGACUUAAAUUGUAUCCAUUUGGUAAAGCUUAUGACUAUUGGAAUGAUAGAUUAUGUAUGGGAUCGUGUCAUGUCAAGACUUAAAUUGUAUCCAUUUGGUAAAGCUUAUGACUAUUGGAAUGAUAGAUUAUGUAUGGGAUCUUAUCGUCUUACUUCAUUCAUG